This is a messenger RNA of Arachis ipaensis, 2248 nucleotides long. Lineage: Eukaryota; Viridiplantae; Streptophyta; Magnoliopsida; Fabales; Fabaceae. The record is from RefSeq and is a predicted model, not a curated record.
GAAAGGGGCGAAUAUGGGGCAAAUCCCGGUUUACGGGUGCACCGGUUAAUUUCGGGUUGGGCCUCCGUUUCAUUUCUUUGAGUAAGACCCGUUAAGCCUUUUUUUUUGUCAUGACCCGUUAAGCCUUUCUUUGUGAAACACCUGAUCUCAGCCACCGUCAUGAGGGGCGGCUUUGUCCGUGGAGGACACUCACGGUCCCAUGAACCUAGAAAAUUCACUCGGAAAGAAAAUGAUCAAGUGCAACCGAACGUUAAGAAAGUCAGAACAGAGAGUGACGGAUGUGAGUUCAUAGGGGAAGAGCUGUUGGUUCCCAGGGAGGAAGAUUGGAUGGUGGGAGAGCAGGAGGGAGCACCAGCAACCAACCGUCCUCAGCGCUUGUUUGUUGAUGCAGUCAAAGGAGGUAGAAGGCCAUCGGCAGCAAUGGAAGCAGAGGACCAAACCCAAGAAUCUGAUGAUGUGGAAAUGAAUUCAGAAAAGGAGCACUCUGAAAGAAGCAAGACACAAGGCCAGAGUUCUAAGAACGUUGAGAAAGACACUCCUGAGAUAAGAGUAGAGAAAACUGAUGGAAUCUGCAAUGUAGUGAUCAAUGAAGCGGCCUUGAAACAGUUAAGACACCCAUGGUGGGAUACACUGAUAGUGAAGUUGUUGGGUCGAAAAAUCUCUUUGGCAGUGUUAACCAGGCGACUGGAGGCCAUGUGGGGAAAACAAGGCAGUAUAGAAGUUAUUGAUCUUGGAAAUGACUUUUUCAUUGUGAAGUUUUACUCCCAAGAAGAUCUCGAUUUUGCGCUAACAGGAGGCCCAUGGAGAAUCUUUGAUCACUAUCUCACGAUUAGUUUUUGGAAGCCAAAUUUCAAUCCAAUGGAAGCAUCUAUUGAAUACACAGCAGCAUGGGUGAGACUUCCAGGAUUAGCGAUUGAAUAUUACGAGACGAGUAUGCUAGAGAGAAUUGGUAACAUUAUAGGAAGAACUAUAAAAGUAGAUUCUAACACUGCUGAUAUAUGCAGAGGAAAAUUUGCCAGGCUGUGUGUGGAAUUAGAUCUCACAGCCCCCCUGGUUUCACAUUAUGCCAUUAAUGGGGUGAAGUAUGUAGUGGAAUAUGAAGGCAUACAUAAUAUUUGCUUUUCUUGUGGAAUGGUAGGGCAUGAGAAGACCAACUGUCCCAAGAAAGUCCAAACCCAGAAAGCCCCAGAAAGCAAUAAUGGUGGAACUGAGAAAAAUCAGGGUAGCCGAAGUGACAAGGGGGAAGGGGGUAAAAUUGGAAAUAAUUGUGUGAAUGAGGGCAAAAAAGUCUCAGAAAGAAAUGAGGAUGAAUCCUACGGCCCGUGGAUGGUCGUUCAGAGGACAACGCGUGGAAAGAAAACUGACAGGAAUGCAGAGGCAGCAAGUAGUGGAGGAAAUGGAGCGAGAGACAAUCAGAACGUACAGGUUAGUGGGAGUACGAGGUUUGAUGCUUUGCAAAUGAUAGAAAAGGAGAAUUCAAAUGAUGAGAGAAUAGCUGCCAAUCAUCACAGUAAGAGGAACCCCAUGCCUAAUAAGACAAUUAUCCAGUCCCCAUUAGAGACAGCUAACCCGAAAAACAAACAGCCCAACCCAAGGCCCAAUUUGGAUAAUCACACUAAAGCCCCAACUCUAGCUUUCCAACAAGAGAUCACAUCUGGCCCAUCUUCUAGUAAGCCACAAAAGACCGAUAAGGAUAAGAAUAAAGGAAUAUCAACUGAGUCCUCUAAUGUUUCCCCAACUGUUAACCCAAGCUGUGAACCCAACUCUAUGAAUCCCACUACUACCAACACAAACAGACUACCCCUUGUUCCCAAUAACCAGAGCAACAACGUCAUCUCACAACCCCCAUCCCCUUCUGAUUCCUCUCGCACCAUGAACAACAUGGCCCCCAACAUAUGCUCCCAAGAAACAGUGAUACCUGAAACUUUACCAAUGGAUGAGGAUGUGGAGGCCGUGGAGAAUCCUGAGCCAGAGCCACCAGAUUUUAGCUCCUUAGAACCAGAGCUUAUGAUGGAGGCAGCCAGAAAGUAUGAAGAAUGUUGCCAAAAAGGAUGUACUGGAGAAGACGACAUAAUGCAAUUGGAAGGAGAGCAUAUCUGUGGAGCAAAUAUGGAAGCAGGACUCCCCGGAGAGGGGGGGAUGUUGGAGCCCAUGGUUUAAUCUGGGGUAAGAUCCUCUUGUCGUAGACUAAAAUGAUUUUUAUGUCGUGGAAUUGUAGAGGAGCGGCUAGCAAGGCCUUUAGUCGCAC